This is a messenger RNA of Trifolium pratense (red clover), 1140 nucleotides long. RefSeq lists its product as uncharacterized. Gene Ontology annotation, molecular function: cysteine-type peptidase activity. The record is from RefSeq and is a predicted model, not a curated record. Gene Ontology annotation, biological process: proteolysis. The transcript has 8 exons. The coding region runs from base 442 to 1008 and encodes 188 amino acids. Lineage: Eukaryota; Viridiplantae; Streptophyta; Magnoliopsida; Fabales; Fabaceae.
AACAAACCUCACGCGAUUUUCCCAAAUCCUCAAGAACAACAAACCCUCAAUUCCUCUCUCGAUUCAAAACUCUCUAAAUCACGACAAUCCCUCACUCUCACUCGUCCUCUCUCACUCGUUCUCUCAAUUUUGUCAUCUCUCUUGGUGGUUCGCGAACCCUAGGUCCCAAAUCGAAGGUGGGUGAAACAAAUUGAAGCUUCUCUCAGAUCGUUCUUCUCCCUACAACUGAAAACACAUACAGUGAAAGGGAGCAUAAUAAAGGAGACGAGAUCGCGUGGCAUGCUGAUGGAGAUAAGAUUGUUAGAAAUGUGUAUAAUCCAGCUACUGCUUAUGCAUUUGAGUGACAGAUAAAGUAUUUGGACCACAUACCGUAUCGGAUGAGGUGUAUGAAGUAGCAGCCAAGCCUGUGGUGAAAGCUGCCAUGGAAGGUGUCAAUGGUAUAUGCAACGUGUUUCCAUAGACACAAAAAAAUCAGAUUUGUUUGCAUUUUUGGACCCGGUUCAAUUGAGUUUUGCAUCAAAGCCAGUUUCACUUCAAAAGGCGGGUAAACAAUACAUUCAAAAUAAUUUGCGUGAUCUAAACAAAGUGUGCUACUUAGCACCACAUCUUUUUGACGGGCAUUGGCAAUUAAUAAUUAUGUGUCCUAAGGACAAUGUUAUAGUUUGUCUUUGUUCAUUACACCGUAAGAUACCUGAGGCAGCGAGGAAUUUUUUUACAGAUGCUUUUAAAGUUCAUCAAUUGGCAACUUUUGGUAAUAGAAAGAAGGCUACAUGGAUUUUUCCCAAAACAAGGCGACAACCUAACGGUAAUGACUGUGGAUAUUAUGUAAUGAAGAACAUGCUUGACAUUGUCACCGCUAGUAUUACAAAGAAUUGGAUGGAGGUGUUCGAUGAUCCCACGUCAUUAACCGAGGAGGAGAUGUAUGAAUUGCGAAACAACUGGGCUACUUGUUUUCUUGACCUGUACAAUCCCGAGGUAGAUUAUGUUGUUUCCGAUGAUGAGGUUUAGGAGCUAGCUAGUUACAAUGGAUUCACAUUAAUUAGGAUGUUUUGAAUUGUAAUGACUUGUAUUUUGCUUGAAUGUUAUAACAUUUUGGAUUGUUGGUAUUUUGCUUGACUUGUAAGACUUGGUAUUUUAUUU